AAGGUCCAGAAAUAGGCUUUAAAAAGUAUUUUCCAUAUUAAUUGCUGUCCACAAACCAGCUACAUCGUUAUAUUUCGACACUGGGGCUCGCGACUCUUUAUGGGCAUAUGACGUUUCCAUACAGUCUGUCUCUCGCGUGUGUGGGUGUGUGUGUUUGUGUGUGUGUGUGAGCGCGUAUUGUGCGCGCGCGCCUCCCUGACGCUCCACAGCCCCGUGGAGCUGUUGUUUCCACAGAGCAGGAGGACAAUCAGACGGACUGCUGGAUUACAGCGACCGAAGAGAAAGUGCUGUUAAAAGAAGUCCCUUUUUUGGCUUCAGUCGCUCCUAAUAUUUUUUGGAAUCGUCGCACUUUGGGGAGAUAAUUGUACAGUUUCAGCGGCGGCGCACAGACCGGUAUGGAUUUACCAAAGACUAGACGAGACACGCCGUCUAGUCCUCCACCAAAGUUUUGAUUGUCAUCGCUGCCUCUCGACCCCGGAGCGCAGGAAAGCACUGAACUUUGACGCAGCGUUUGUUGAAAGUGGUGACCACAUGUGAGGACAUUUGGAGACAAAUAAUUUGUCGGAGCGUCUUUUCGCUGCUCUCUACCACAUCUCUCAUGGGGUGACCCACAUAGAGCUCCCUAGACGUGACUGUGGACAGGCAGUCUCCCUCCCAGCCUGGGCCCUCUUCCUGUCCUUUCCAUAAAGGCAAUGAUUAACGGUUUAGACGCUCUGCACAACUCCACUGUGUGAAUGAAUCUUUGCCGUAAAGCCGCUGUGCUCUGCCACCCUGUCACCAUGAAGAGCAAGUAUUCCCAGUACUACAAUCAGAGCCUGAUCCACUCCUACUAUGCGUACGCGAAGAAUAUGACCACCCAGGAGCUUGCUAAACGAAUCGAGAACAAAAAGCAGCUCACGACCCUCAACAUUGUCAUCGUGGUCCUCUGCACCAUCAUCAUCCUGGAGAACCUGCUGGUUCUCAUCGCCGUCUGCCGCAACAAGAAGUUCCACUCUGCCAUGUUCUUCUUCAUCGGCAACCUGGCAUUCUCUGACCUGCUGGCGGGCUCGGCCUACAUAGCCAACAUUUUCCUAUCAGGAUCAAGGACCUUUGACCUGAAGCCUGUGCAGUGGUUCAUCCGGGAGGGUACAGCAUUUAUCGCUCUGGCAGCUUCAGUCUUCAGCUUGUUGGCGAUAGCUAUAGAGCGCUACAUUGCUAUCACCAAGGUCAAGGUGUACGGCUCCACGAAAACGUGCCGCAUGUUCCUCCUGAUUGGAGCUUGUUGGGUCACCUCCAUCCUGCUCGGAGGACUUCCAAUCAUCGGCUGGAACUGCAUCAACGACCUCCCUGAGUGCUCAGCUGUAUUGCCGCUCUACUCUAAAAAAUACAUCCUCUUUGUUGUGACCAUUUUCAGCCUCAUACUACUCUCUAUUGUCAUCCUCUACGUGAGGAUCUAUUUGAUUGUACGCUCCAGCCAUCAGGAAGCGACCAACUCACCAGCCUAUGCCCUUUUGAAAACUGUCACCAUAGUGCUGGGUGUCUUCAUCAUGUGCUGGCUGCCCGCUUUUACCAUCCUCCUCCUAGAUUCAUCCUGCAGGAUACAAUUCUGCCCUAUCCUCUCCAAAGCAGACAUCUUUUUUGGCUUUGCCACUCUGAACUCAGCACUUAACCCAGUGAUCUACACACUGCGCAGCAAGGACAUGAGAAAGGAGUUCCUGCGUGUGUUGUGCUGCUGGGGGGUGCUGCAAAGCGGGCGGCCAUCUGACCGUUGCCUGGUCCCUCUAAAGAGCUCCAGCUCUCUGGAACACUGCACCCACAAACAUGAACACCAGACCACGCCAAUCAUGCAAGAUUGUACCACCUGUGUUUGAUAUGGUGCAAAAACAUCAGUGUACUUGAUGUGUGUGUGCGUGUGUGUGUGUGUAUGAGUGUGUGUGUGUGAGAGUGAGAGAAAGCAUGUGUGUGUAUUUGAGAUCAAGAAAAGAGGCUGUGAUUUGAUGGGGAGAUGUCAAAAAAGAAGCGAGCACACCCUGGACUGAGAUGCCCGGCAAGGCCACAAUGCAGACUUUUUGUUAUUACAAUCAAAGUUGUGUGAAUUCACAAUCAACAUUCAAUCGAUUCACCCACACAGCAGGUGUGAAAACACAAUAUUUCAAGAGGGGGACCAAUUUAGAAAUGUGAAAAUAGCUUUUUCAUGGGUACUCUCGUUAAUUAAUAUGGAGUUGCAAACCAUUCAUGUGUAUGCCUGUCAUCUUGUUUUUGUUUUUCUUCCUAAACAUGUAAACCCCCUAUUAAGAGCCAAAAAUAGACACAUAACAUGCAUGGUAUCAUAGUUAUGGUGAGUUGUUUUGGUCCUGUCGAGAACUGAAUCAAUGCAAAGCUUGCAAAGUCGCACUUUGUAGAUUACUUCAGAGAUUGUUGUCCUUCGUAAGGUUUAACCACGUUAUUCUACUUUACUGAUUUAUGUAUACAUCAGGCCCACAGAUCCUUUAUUCAUUCUUUACAAGGCUGGAGACAGUGAUCACCUUCACUCAGCACUGUACUCCAGCGCAGCCAAAACACCGCGAGUGCUCCCUCAACUAAACCAGGGCUACAUAUUCCCUAUAUAACCUUGCUUAAACCAUUUGAUUAACCACAACAAACUUACAUAAUCUGCUUACAUUUAAUGCAUGAAAUCCUAACUUAUUUGUAAGUGUUAAUGUAUGUAUGAUAUAUUCCAGCUCCAGCUUCCAUCACUAACAUCCCUUCCCUCAUUCGUCCUCAUAAUCUGUCCCUCUUGCUUUUACUGUUGUCUUUUGUAUCUUAACAGUUUCCUUCGAGGAAGGCCUAAUCAGAACGCACAUUUCCUGAAGUGAGUUGGCACUGAUGAGUUGUGCCCCGUGACAGCUGUCCAGCAGCUUUGACUAAUGAGGCCGAUGUCCUGACAGUGUUGCAGCAACUUAGCAGCAAUGUGCUGGCUCUGUUUACGCCUUUCUCUUGGGGAAUUAGGCUGAAUGUAUGUAUGAAGUGUUUGGGGCUAGUGCUCCAUUGUUGACAGUAUUAUUGAUCAUCAAUUUGAAUUACCAAGUCAUUGACGAGCAGAGAGUGGGAUGAACAGGGUAAGUCACUCUCACUGUGAAGUCUUAAAUAGCAACGUGAACAAAAAAAGUUGUCGUGAACAUCCUGGUUUGAUUUGUUAGCCAUAUGCCUUGUGCAGCUAAAGAUGUAAACAUGUCUCAUCUUUCCAAAGACCCCUCACCUCCCUUACAGAACAGGAGAGGAUGCGGUUUAUAAAUGCACAGAGGGGGGGAUGUGCCCCCCUGGGAGGUCACCUUCAUCCUCGUUCUCUGACAUCCUACAACAUGUAACUUCCUUAAGCAGCAGGAAGUCCUGUUUUUCAUUGUCCGGUUCCUGUUGUUCAGGGUUACACUAACCUUCUUCCUGUAGACACACAUUCAAAACUCUUCUCUCCCUCAGUGUUUUUUUUUUAUAUUGACUUUUACAUUUAGAUGACCAAGUAGAAAUGGUGAAAAGCACUUUGGCAGCUUCAGUGAUGUUUGCUUUCCCACAUUUUU
Epinephelus fuscoguttatus (brown-marbled grouper) is the source of this 3533-nucleotide messenger RNA. RefSeq names its product sphingosine-1-phosphate receptor 2 (gene s1pr2). Lineage: Eukaryota; Metazoa; Chordata; Actinopteri; Perciformes; Serranidae. Bases 735 to 1850 code for a protein of 371 amino acids. Gene Ontology annotation, molecular function: sphingosine-1-phosphate receptor activity. The transcript has 2 exons. Gene Ontology annotation, biological process: sphingosine-1-phosphate receptor signaling pathway. Gene Ontology annotation, cellular component: membrane. The record is from RefSeq and is a predicted model, not a curated record.